Messenger RNA from Saccoglossus kowalevskii, 1023 nucleotides. Its product is annotated as homeobox protein BarH-like 2-like. The record is from RefSeq and is a predicted model, not a curated record. NCBI's taxonomy places the organism in Eukaryota, Metazoa, Hemichordata, Enteropneusta, Harrimaniidae.
AUGACAUCAACUCCCAGUAAUAAUAGUAAUAAUUAUCAGUCUUGGUGUUAUCCGAUCACAGCUAACGUGGGACCUAACGUUGACAGCGACUGGAUAAGACACCCUGGCCCCGUGUCUCGUCCGCCACCGUUGAUACCACUGAGACCUGCUGACUCUGGUUCUCAAAUUGGCGCUGGUGACCAGCGAAAUAGAUCGGUUGCUUUUCGUAUCGAUUAUGUUCCCGACCAGACCAACAACUCGAAUUUCCAAAAAAAAUCGUUCUUAGGCUCCACAUCAGCUCCAUCCGUUAUAUCUGACUCAUCCCCUACGUAUGAAGAAUUGAAAACGACUUCAAGUUGUUCGCAAACUUUCCAACAACCAGUGGAUUACAGCUAUAACCAAGAUGAUCCUAGUCAGUUUCAAUCCACUGUUUUUCGGCCCAUUGCUGUGCACGCAUGUAGUUAUUCUUCACUACCUAGCUACAUACCGCCACCUCUGUAUGAGCCUCCAAAUGUUUUUCAACCGGUGUAUAAUGGAAACCAGUCUCAAUCAAGAGUAACAGAAAAUCCAUGCAUGGCACAUAUUAGACCCACCACAUUUGUAGGAAAAACUGUCACUCCAGUUUCUCAAUUAUCUGGAACAAUUGGCAGCAAUUCUAUAUCACCCAUUGAUCUGUCUCCAUCGGCUUGCAAGCUUGAUAACAACAGUACACCAUCACCAAGUAAUAUAACGUCUAGAGAUAAACGAAAAAGAGCCACUUUUUCCAACAUUCAGUUGGACAGACUAAAUGCCAGGUAUCAAGAGAAAAAGUAUCUGAAGACUAGUGAUAGGAAAGUCCUUGCCACUCAGUUGGAUUUGACAGAGAAGCAAGUAAAAAACUGGUUUCAAAAUCGGAGGAUGAAGGACAAAACUUUCAAGAAGAACAUAAAGGCAGAUGAUGGUGAUGAGAAAAAAGAUGAAAAAUCACUGAAUCAACUUGAAGUAGAAGAGUCAGUUAAAUUGAAGAAGGCUGAUGAAAAAGAGCAAAAUGAUGAAUGUGUUUGA